Messenger RNA from Aphanomyces astaci, 896 nucleotides. RefSeq lists its product as hypothetical. The record is from RefSeq and is a predicted model, not a curated record. The coding region runs from base 65 to 862 and encodes 265 amino acids. NCBI's taxonomy places the organism in Eukaryota, Oomycota, Saprolegniomycetes, Saprolegniales, Verrucalvaceae. The transcript is spliced from 2 exons.
GAGAAAUUCGUGAAAAUCAACCAAAAGUCCAACUCAUGUAGGCAUUUGUUGCACUCUAGUCACCAUGCUCCGUCCAAUGGCAGUCCUAGCAUCGGCGGCAGCGCUCCUCCUCUCUGGAGUCCGUGGCCAGUCCAUUUGCGACGCUACGACGUGUCUCCUGCUGCCGAACGACAUCUGCCUUCGACGCAAUGGCUGCGGCCCCUGUGUGGCUCCAUCGCAGGACCUCAACGCCGCCUUGGACUACACUUGCUAUCCGCUCAACAACGACGACUUUUGCGACAAAGGCGUGUACUGCCCGACCGACCCCGUGCGAACGACGACGCCGGCUCCAACGACUACCCGACGCUCUCCAACUGUCCCUACGGCAACCCCCCCCACCACACUCCCUACCACAGCAUCACCAUCAGCACUUCCUACCACAACAUCGCCGGUUCCCGAACCCCCCGCUCCACCUCCGCCGUCAACAACUCCUUCCGCGUCAACGUCAUCGUCGUCCACGGCAUAUAUCUUGGUGGGCGCCGCCGUUGUGACGGCGCUCGUGGUGGCUGGAUGUUGUGUGGUGCGGAAACUGCGGCGAAAUAACGCGCACCUGAAAGAGGAUCCUCUGGACGAGAACGAAGUUAACAGCACGAUGGCCAUGAACGACUACGUUGCGCUCAAGGAGCAGGAACAGCUCGCCCGAGAGGCGUCGUCCCAUCCACAAGGAGCGGCGGCCUCGAAGGAGCGCGUGCUUAUGACGACGUCGUCGUCGUCGCUGGAGAAUGAAGAGGCAGAUCUGUGGGGAAAUGUCAACCCCCACACAAGCAGGACAGCAGUACCCCCCAGUUUUUCGCACCCAAACUACUUGAACCAGUCGUCCUAGUUGUAUAUGUAACGUGACAUUCCUGCUUAUGACC